Messenger RNA from Chaetomium strumarium, 750 nucleotides. Its product is annotated as Ctr copper transporter family-domain-containing protein. The record is from RefSeq and is a predicted model, not a curated record. Lineage: Eukaryota; Fungi; Ascomycota; Sordariomycetes; Sordariales; Chaetomiaceae. Gene Ontology annotation, molecular function: copper ion transmembrane transporter activity. Gene Ontology annotation, biological process: copper ion transmembrane transport. Bases 190 to 648 code for a protein of 152 amino acids. Gene Ontology annotation, cellular component: plasma membrane. The transcript is spliced from 3 exons.
CUGGUUUCAUUCUUAUCCAGGUACUGUAACUUCGUAGAUACCUGCAUCUACAACUCGGCGACUGUGGUUGUCCAUUCGCUCAUGCAAUAGACAAUACCUUUGAACCAGAUAGCGCUGCAGAACUCAACACCUGUUAACCAUUCCUAUUUUCUCACCAGCCAGUCGCUUCCAAGUUCCGCCCUUCGCGCCAUGGAUCACUCGUCGCACGACCACAGCAUGAUGGGCCACUCAUCUCACGAAGGCAUGGACCACGGUGAUAUGGGCGGCGGCCACAUGUGUAGCAUGAACAUGCUCUUCACCUGGGACACGACCAACCUCUGCAUCGUGUUCCGCCAGUGGCACAUCACAUCCAACCUGAGCCUCAUCGUGUCGCUGUUGGCCGUCGUGGGCAUCUGCGCCGGCUACGAGGCCCUGCGCGAGGGUAUCCGGCGUUACGAGGCCGCGGUGUCCAAGAGGGCUGAUACGGCGCCGCUCCCCCGGUCCCUAUCGCCAUCAUCGCCGCGGCGUUCUGAAGAAGCAAAUACUGAGAACACCCCCUUAUUUGCGCUGGGUACAGGCCAGAACCGGGACCAAGUCACACGGCGGGCACAUAUCACCAAGGCGGUGCUGUACGGCAUCCAAAACUUCUAUGCUUUUAUGAUCAUGUAAGUCCCCCUUCAGAGUGAUCUGACCUGCCCCGUUGUGAAUGGGAGUAGUGCCCCUGACCGACCGCAAUAGGCUCAUCUUCAUGACCUACAAUGGGUGGGUCAU